UUUAUUUUUUUCUGCCCAUAACAAUUGAUAUGCAUGCAUGCACAGGGAUGGAAAAAACAUCGGCGGCCAUCACACUACAUGAAGGUGCUUGACCAGCGAAGCUCGAUAGAAGAAUCUGUAUCAGUCUCUAUUCAAUUAAGCGUAAGCUCUCUUAAGAUCUUCCAAUUCAGCGGCAUCAUGGUACUUGCAUAUUUUGGCUGUGGUGUUGUGCUUGGAAACGUUCGUCAUCUUGCAUAGUUUGCAUAGCUAUUGUCACGGGGUCGUGACGUUGACGAAGGCAGCAGUCUGCCGGUAACGGAAAGUCAGAUUACAGCAAUACACACUGGCACUGAUAGCGCCGAGUACAGCAUCGGCCGUGGAAAAGCUGGUCAUCGUUUGGACGCGCCGUCUUUUAUACAUCACGCAUCUAACUUUCCAGCCUUAUCACUGGUGGUCACGCAAACUCUGAAAUAAGCCUGACUGUUCUCGUCUUGCGCGCAAUCUUAACGAAACGAUCUACUACAAUCAUGAAGCUUCUAGAACACUGAGGCGCAGUCUGCACCGAUCAUUGUCGACAGUCUUUGUGGGCGUAAACGGAAUACAGCAAAAUUGAAACAAGACGUGUUAGCGGAAUCGAAAUGCUAGGCUGGCAACAUGGGGGGAGGAAGGAGGGCGACCCGCGAUGGAAGCAGUCGUAACGCACGUUGUUACUCCUAUUUUUCUCUUAUUUCUCAAUUAAAGAGUUAUUUGUUCAAAAUGUGAGUCUGCGAAGAAUUCCUUAACAUCUCAGAAGUGGGAUUUACCGAAACCUUUGUGGUAAAGCGACCCUGGAAACCGAUGUCGGGGGAUUGCGACGACAGUGACGCUCGCCGACUUUCAACUGACGCUGCGUUGGUGCCGUCUUUGUGAGGUACUGACUGGAAAAGGGACUGUGUGACGCCUUGAACGUACUCGCGGACACUGUGUGACGUCCACGAGACAACGGUACCGUCUUCGUGAAGUACCGACUUCUAAACGCGAGUCUUCGUGCUGCCUCAGAAACGUGCGUGCGGACGCUCUGUGUGACGCCUGCGAGACGCUACGAUACCGUUUCUGUGACUGAUCGACAUUGAGCCGUUGUGCCGCCUCGAAAACGUGCGUAUGGACGCUCUGAGUGUCGUUGGCAAGCCUAGACGUUUAUCUGUUGGUGAAAAACUGUGUGUACGCCCAGACAGGCGUAUAGACAACGCCCAAGAUGGCAGACGGCGGCGGAACUAACGAAAUGAUGCAAGCUUUGCUGGAGCAAAACCGGCGGUUAUUGGAGCUUAUCAAGAGGAAGCCUGAAGCGUUCCACGUUAUGCCGGACCUAAAUAAGGCUAUCCAGGAUUUCGACGGCGAGGGCUCAUGCCACGAAGCUGGGGCGUGGUUGAAGAGUAUCGAUUCCAUGGCGGCCCUGCACGGCUGGCCGGACAGCUUCAGACUCGAAAACGCCAGGCUUCACAUGAAGGGACCUGCUCGAUUUUGGCUUCAGGCCCGUGUGGAUGACCUUACUACGUGGGAGGACUUCAAGAUAGCCUUCAAAAAGACUUUUGUGGGCCAGACAAGCACGGCCGAAAAGUGGAAGCAAAUGCAAGAAAGAGUCCAGAUGAAGGGAGAAUCCAUCACGGCGUACUUUCUUGAAAAAACAUUGUUAUGCAAAGCAUUGGGCCUCGGUAUGCAGGAUACCAAAGAGCAAGUUUUGGUGGGGCUGCGGUUUAAAGAUGCAUGCAUCUCAAUGUCGGCGAAGGAUCACGAGGACGAGGACGAAUUGCUGGCAGACUUGCGAAGACUAGAGCGAAUAACCAAAGCUAGAAUGCAGCAGUAUCCAGGGGCCAAGCCACACGGUGGUGACCCAGGUAGCGCGACAUCUCGUGGGAAGCCUCCGCCUUCAAAAUCUUGGAACGCCACGCGUCCAACCGAGCAAGUGAUCACAAAUGCACGUGUCGCACAUCAAGCAAGUGGUGGGGGACCACCGAAGCAAAUGCCAGAGCCUCCCAAGCGUGAUCCGUCAGAGCGAAAAUGCUACAGCUGUGGAAGGGUGCGGGCACAUAGCGAAAGACUGUUCAAAAACAAACCCUGCUGGGAACUUCAUGGUGAAUGAGGACCCAACAAGUGACAGUGGUCCAUCCAAGUUCCUGAAGACUGCGAUCAUCAAUGGUACUCACCA
This is a messenger RNA of Dermacentor silvarum, 2164 nucleotides long. RefSeq lists its product as uncharacterized. NCBI's taxonomy places the organism in Eukaryota, Metazoa, Arthropoda, Arachnida, Ixodida, Ixodidae. The transcript is spliced from 2 exons. Bases 1214 to 2098 code for a protein of 294 amino acids. The record is from RefSeq and is a predicted model, not a curated record.